UCCAGCCAAUGAAAUCGUGUGAGGCAGUGAGCUAAAAUAUCGGUCAAAGUUUUUUGUGCAUGCAGCUGGCUUUAGUGUCAAAGUUCAUGACGGUGGCUAACGAAGACAGUUUUGUGCAAAUCAUGCCUGUCCCAGUGGAAAGUCUCGGCUUCCCCGGCACGGCCUGUCCACCCUCGGCAUCUCUUCACCCGCCUGCGCCGAUCAACACGCACCAGCUCGGGAUCAGCACCACUCUGCUGUACAGCGGCUCACGGUUUCGGGGUCACCAAAAGAGUAAAGGAAACGCCUAUGACGUUGAGGUCGAUUUGCAGCAUGUGUCCAAGGAGGACUCUUAUGUGUGUGGAUAUUUGAAGAUCAAAGGGCUGACAGAGGAGUAUCCCACUCUCACAACAUUUUUUGCUGGGGAAAUAAUCAGUCGGAAAAGGCCAUUUUUAACCAGAAAGUGGGAUGCAGAUGAAGAUGUCGACAGAAAACACUGGGGCAAGUUUCAGCCUUUUUGCAAGUAUGCCAAAAGCUUUAAUAGUGAUUGCUUUGACUAUGAUGUGCUGGAAAAGAGUGAUUAUAUUUUUAUGCGGUGGAAGGAGCAGUUUCUAGUUCCAGACCACACCAUCAAAGACAUCAGUGGUGCAUCUUUUGCAGGUUUCUACUACAUUUGCUUUCAGAAAUCUACAGCCACUAUCGAGGGGUAUUAUUACCAUAGGAGUUCUGAAUGGUACCAGUCUUUAAAUUUGAACAUCAUUCAAGAACAUAGUAUGCCUAUCUUUGAAUUCCGGUGACAUGAUCAUGAGGCGAUUUGAGACGGGGACAUUUUAAAUAUAAACCAGGCAAAAGAUUUAUUAAGCUAAGAGUCAACUUGUUUUCCUCCAGUCUGAAGACAUGAGACAAUAGAAUGUGAAAGGACACAAGAAGACGAAUGGCUUGAUUUUUAUGCUUACAAAUUGGGUUCGAAUUUUAGUAUUUUUAUUUAACUUAUUAUUUUUUAUUUUUGUCAGUUUCCGUUUAAACACAAAAAUAUUGUCAUUCAAAUGAGGCAUCCAGUUUCAUUUAGUUUCUUUUCAAGGUGCCUUAAAGCAUGUCAUGAAAGCUGCAGAACCGAAAGCUGUGAUCUGUUUUGCAUAAUGCUGUUUAUUUUUCCUUUGUUUUAUGCAACUAUAAAACAUGUUGUGUUAGUACAUCAGAGUUCUAUAAGGGUGUAAUGUCCAUAAAAAUGUCAGAAAUAAUUUUCGAUUUGUCUUUGCAAACAAAAUUGGUAUAUUUUAAGUUAUGAAGUUUUGGAAUUUAAAACAAAUCUAGGUAUAAGAAGAAUGAAAUAAGAAUGGAAUCAAAGGCAGACCAAAGAUAUAGUAUGUAUAUGUUAAGGAGAAAUAAAAAUGUAAAUGCAAUUUCAGUCAGUAUUCACUUUGUAAGAAGUAAACCUUUUGUCUACGUUUUAAAAUGCCUUUAAUAGUGCCAUCAUUGACGAAUUAAGGAAUUUUUUUAUAUGCAAUGUGAAUUACUCAGGGGCAUU
Molecule: messenger RNA, 1507 nt
Organism: Boleophthalmus pectinirostris (great blue-spotted mudskipper)
Lineage: Eukaryota; Metazoa; Chordata; Actinopteri; Gobiiformes; Gobiidae
Product: glucose-induced degradation protein 4 homolog
Exons: 6
Coding region: 60-776 (238 amino acids)
Biological process (GO): protein catabolic process in the vacuole; protein targeting to vacuole; proteasome-mediated ubiquitin-dependent protein catabolic process
Cellular component (GO): GID complex; extrinsic component of membrane
Source: RefSeq, a predicted model, not a curated record